Hyaloscypha bicolor E is the source of this 1740-nucleotide messenger RNA. RefSeq names its product transmembrane amino acid transporter. Gene Ontology annotation, molecular function: amino acid transmembrane transporter activity. Gene Ontology annotation, biological process: amino acid transmembrane transport. The record is from RefSeq and is a predicted model, not a curated record. The transcript is spliced from 4 exons. Bases 1 to 1740 code for a protein of 579 amino acids. Gene Ontology annotation, cellular component: vacuolar membrane. NCBI's taxonomy places the organism in Eukaryota, Fungi, Ascomycota, Leotiomycetes, Helotiales, Hyaloscyphaceae.
AUGCGCACAGCAUACCAGCUCCAUCAGUCCGUGGACCCAACUAUUCUAUUCGAAGAAUACCUCCAUUACGCAAAAAUCACGCGCCGGGAAGAGCGAGAGGCGGAGAAGGCGAUCGAGAAGAAAUGGUCCUUCAAGCGAAUGAUUAAAAAUAGAUUCAGCAAGGGGCAGACGGGUACUGUCAUCGAGGUAGCAGUUCGGCAGCUAUCUGAACUGGACGGAGAGAAAAAUGAAGAAACAACAGUAGAAAGGGGGGACCCGUUCGAUGCUUUCAAUAAUCUGACAUACUCGCAUCCGAGUCACGUCUCCGACGCCGAGUGGAAGGCAUUGAGUCGGGGUGUGAGAACUGUUGAAUGGAGCACAUGUUUCUAUCUCAUUACCAGCGAUAUCAUUGGACCCUUCGGAAUCCCAUGGGCCUUCUCACAGCUCGGAUACGGUCCCGGAGUUGCAUUUUUCACGCUUUUUGGAUCAGCUGCUGCGCUAGCUGGGUUCUACCUUUGGUGGAUUUUCAUCGAGAUGGAUUCCGACCGCUACCCCCUUCGUGACUACGGAGCUGCCUUUUUUCGCGUAUUUGGCCCAAAGUCUCGUCAUAUCAUCAACGUCCUACAAUCGCUCCAAAUGAUCUUGACGCUGGGUUCUCUCAUUCUCGGGAUGGGCCAAUCGAUUGCUCAGAUCUCUCAAGGAACCAGCAAACCCCUCUGCUUUGUUAUCUGUCUGCUAAUCUUCGUGCUACUUGGCAUUGGACUUGGCCAAGUUCGGACUCUGCAAAGACUGGGCUGGCUCUCGAAUUUUGCAGUGUGGAUGAAUGUUCUAGCUGUAAUAAUCUGCAUGGGUGUCAUUGCACACUCGCCGCCAAACUUUGAAGCCACUCAAGCUUCAUUUGGAGACAAUUUCGUCGAAGGCCCAAUCCGCACAUUCGCUGGUUUCCCACCCGAAGAGUAUGCCAGCGGAGGGAAAGGUCUCAUUGCCGCUAUGAAUGGCAUAAAUCAGUGUGUGUACGCCUUUGCAGGAGCAAUCCUCUUCUUCAACUUCCUCGCAGAAAUGCGCAACCCCUGGGACUUUUGGAAAGGCCUUGUAUGCGCACAAGUCUUCCUCUUCCUCUUUUACAUCAUGUUCGGCAUAUAUGUCUACUCUUUGCAGGGCCAGUUUGCGUUCAAUCCGGUUCAGCAAGGUCUGAGUCUGUAUAACUACCAGACGGCCGCGAAUAUUUGCUACAUCAUGACUGGAUUCAUUGCGGCAGCGAUGUAUGGAAAUAUUGGCAUCAAAGUCAUCUAUAACAAUGUUUUCCAAGAGCUUCUCAGCGCGCCACCACUCACGGUCGUGAAGGGCAAGAUCAUUUGGGUGUUCAUGGUGCCGAUAUACUGGGCAAUUGCUUUCAUCAUCGCCGCGUCUAUCCCACAAUUCUCAUACCUUACAGGAUUGUUGAGCGCAAUGUGCUUUGUGUCGUUUACAUACACAUUUCCUGCUCUUCUGGCUAUGGGUUUCAGGAUCAAGAAGGACGCCAUGCUCCCAGAUGAGUCGUUUGACGAGACGACACUGAAGUAUACUCGCCAUGACGAUGGUAUGCAGAGAUGGACCAGGGGUUUCUUGAAGCAUUGGUACUUCAAUGCCUUCGACGCACUAUACUUGCUGGCGAGUCUGGUAACUGUUGGACUCGGAAGCUAUGCUGCUAUUGAAGGGCUUAUUUCGAGUUUUGAUGGUACUAGCGUUGCGACCAGUUGGGGAUGUACUGCACCGGUGUAA